UUCUCCUCUAUUCUUCCUCCUUACUGUCCACUCCUCAUCUGUUCAAAAAGUUAGAAAAAUGUUACAAGAAGAAACUUAAUCGAGCUAUUUGCAGAACACUACUCCCUCCGAUCCAAACUACGUGUCGUGGUUUUAGUUCAAAUUUGAACUAAAACCACGACACUUAUUUUGGAUUGGAGCAAUGGGAGUAGUAUUAUAAUGCCCUCCAGGAUACAGGAUUGUAGAAACAUAGGAAGAAAUAAAGUCAUAAAAUUAUGAUAUCCCGUCAUAUGGAAUCUUAUAAGAAACAAAAACAUGGACAUCAUUAACUGGCAUAAUUAUGUGUUACUUAUUUAGACAUGGAAAGGAUAGAGUAAAUCACCAAGAUGCAUUGGAACUUUAAAUAUAAUUGGAUUAAGAAGUAACCUCAUGGUAUGACAUAUAACUCCUCUAAAAUGUGAAGGAAACAUUCCUAUUCUACAAAGGCUUUUUAUAUCCUCCAAAUUAAAUUUCUUCAGUUUCUCUCAAAAGUUCCUUUCCUCCAAGAGUAGAAUUAUAUUUCAUUAUACCAUUUCUCAAGUUUGUUUACGCAAGUACGUAUGUAAUGGCUAUGAAGCAAGGAGGCGGCUCUCGAAUCGAUUGUCCACAGCUACAGAUAUGGUUUCUCGGGCUUUUCUGCAAUGCUUACCGAAUCACAAGCGAGAAAGAUCCAGAAGUUGCCUGGAGUGGUGAGUGUGAAAGAGAACACAAUGGUACGCAUGCAUACUACUCGGAGCUGGGAUUUCCUUGGGCUGUCCAUGGGCGUGGACAUCAAGCAGGAGCAGCAGCCAAAUGAGCUCCUUGCAGCAGCAAACCAUGGAGAUGGGAUGAUUAUCGGUGUCAUCGACUCAGGUGUUUGGCCUGAGUCACAGAGCUUCGCUGAUGAUGGCUAUGGACCUCCCCCUUCAAAAUGGAAGGGAACUUGCCAAACCGGUGCCAACUUCAGUGCCCACGAUUGCAAUCGAAAGCUCAUCGGUGCGCGGUGGUAUGCUGGCGCUGACAUCGACAGGAGAUUUCUCCAAGGUGACUUCCUGUCUGCCAGGGAUUCUCAUGGCCACGGCACCCACACAGCCUCCACAGCCGGUGGCAACGUCGUCCACAACACCAGCUUCUUCGGACUGGCUGCUGGAACGGCUCGUGGUGGCGCACCUCGCGCCCGGAUAGCAGUGUACAAGGCUUGCUGGGGUACUUGCUCUACCGCGAGCGUUCUGAAAGGCAUCGAUCAUGCUAUCCAUGACGGUGUUGACGUCCUAUCACUCUCUCUCGGAAGCACGGACGAAAUGGCAGCAUUAGGAACGCUGGGUGCUGUGGCAAGAGGCGUCCCGGUCAUCAUGGCAGCUGGAAAUGAUGGACCUACGGAGCAAACGGUGCAGAAUUCUUCACCAUGGCUACUCACGGUUGCUGCAACCACGGUUGAUCGAUCAUUCCUCAUGGUUAUCACCCUCGGGGAUAACCGACAGUUUGUGGCACAAUCCAUGUAUGUGGCUGAUAAAGGUGGAGAUGAGUUCUCUCAACUUCUGUAUUACUUUAAUGAUAGGUGUGACCCGGACUACAUAAACAGCACUGACAUACACGGGAAGGUGGUAUUCUGCUACACACCAGGACCAGGUAGUGUCUCUCCACCACCCAAGUAUGCAGAUAUUGCAGCGACGGUGCGGAGAAAUGGAGGGAAGGGAUUUAUAUUCUCACAGAAUAAUCUGGACUCUCUUGAUCUAUAUGCAAUUAAAGGACCAGCCCUUCCUUGCGUUCCUCUCGACUUCAAGACUAGCUAUCAGAUUGCUGUGUACUGCAAUCGCAUUGGCAUCCCAAAAAUAAAGAUAUCAACAACCCGAACAACCAGCGGAAGUGAAAUUGCUGCCCCAAGAAUAGCAGCUUUCUCAUCAAGGGGGCCUAGUCCUAUCUAUCCUGGGGUUCUCAAGCCUGAUAUUGCUGCACCUGGGGUGUACAUUUUAGCCGCUGCAGCACAAAGUGGUGAUUACAAAAGUCUAGGUGUUUCCUACGUCUUUGAUUCUGGAACAUCCAUGGCCUGCCCUCAUAUAUCUGGGAUAGUCGCUCUACUCAAAUCCGUGCAUCCUGACUGGUCCCCUGCCGCCCUAAAAUCAGCACUAAUGACAACCGCACAUACCAUGGACAGUCAUGGGGUUCCAAUAGAAGCAAAUGGAAAUCGUGCAAAGAUCGCCGACCCGUUUGAUUACGGAGCAGGGUCUGUUAAUCCAACCAAGGCAGCUGAUCCAGGCCUGAUAUAUGACAUCAGUGCGUCAGAUUACCUCGAGUUUUUCAACUGUCCACAAGGAUUUGGUUCAAAUAACAAUUGCACACCACCUGACUUGAACCUCCCAUCGAUUGCCAUUCCUGGCCUCAAGACAUCUGUGACGGUUGUGCGCACUGUUACCAAUGUUGGCCAGCCGAAUGCGGUGUACAAGGCAUUCUUGGAGCCUCCACCUGGAGUCAAGAUGGCUGUGGAGCCAGCAGUGCUGGUGUUCAGCAAUGCAAGGAGGGUGCAGAGUUUCAAGGUGACUUUCAGGGCCACCCGAAGGAUCCAGGGCAGCUACACCUUCGGUAGCUUGGCAUGGCAUGAUGGAGGCGCCCACCUGGUUCGGAUCCCGAUUGCAGUUCGUGUGGUGAUUGAAGAGCUCUACUCAGAUGCCUCUUAAGUGGGGACGUGACAUGCGGUUCAACUGUAUAAAAUAAAAGACGACUGGAUCUGUAUCUGUGCUUUUUCCCGAAUUCCAACUAUGGCUGUGGUGAUUAGUGUCCGUUCUUAUGGUUGGUAUAUGAACAUUUAUGUCAGUAUUGAAAACUUGACUUAAGUUUGUAUGGUACCGGCGGAAUAAGGAAAUCCACCCGCAACUGGCAAGAUUUUCUGCCUUGCUGCUAGCAAUGGUAACUCCCUUAAUGUUAAAA
Triticum aestivum (bread wheat) is the source of this 2922-nucleotide messenger RNA. RefSeq names its product subtilisin-like protease SBT3.8. Gene Ontology annotation, molecular function: serine-type endopeptidase activity. The transcript has 8 exons. Gene Ontology annotation, biological process: proteolysis. Lineage: Eukaryota; Viridiplantae; Streptophyta; Magnoliopsida; Poales; Poaceae. The record is from RefSeq and is a predicted model, not a curated record. The coding region runs from base 660 to 2672 and encodes 670 amino acids.